GUAUAAGGGCAACAAUAACAAAACAAGUCACAAGUGAAAUGUGGUCACCAAUACACAACUAUAAUUUCCUCCAUUUUUGGACGCCUCAACUUCUUGUUGUCGACAUACAAAAAUCCGUUAAAAUUUCCGCCAAUCUCUUCUCUUCUUCUCUCUCCUCCAUCAAUCAAUCUUCUCAAAUCCUCCAUUUUCUCUCUCCUCUGCUUCACUACCAAAAUUCCCAAUUUCUUCUUCUGCUCAAACCCAACCAUAAACCCUAGAUUUCUCUUGUUAGGGAAAUUCUUAGGGCAUAAAUUCAUCACCAUGAACAAUUUCAUCCCACAAGCUGUAACAUCGGCGUCGACGUCGCGAACUUCACCGGCUACGGCUGCCGGAGGUUCACCGGCGAGCGCAUUAUCCUUCAUUUCCAAGGGGUGGAGGGAAGUGCGAGAUUCCGCCGAUGCCGAUAUUCGAUUGAUGAGAGAUAGGGCGAAUUCCUUCAAGAAUUUGGCAUCUUCGUUAGAUAGGGAGCUGGAGAAUUUCAUCAAUUCUGCUUCGGCCUUUUCGGUUCCGGCGAUUAAGUCGUAUUCGGCGAGUAAUUCUUCGACUGAGAUUGAUUUUGUGAAGAAGUUGCAGCCGAAGUUGUCGGAGUUUCGGAGGGUUUACUCGUCGCCGGAUUUUAGCCGGAAAGUGUUGGAGAAGUGGAGUCGGCCUACGACACCGAGGAUUCGUAUCGAUUUGUCGGCGAUAAAGAAUGCAAUGUUGGAGGAAGUGGAGGUUGAUGGAGGUGAGAGAUUGAGACAGAGUAGGAGAGGGAAUGUUAGGUUUACUGAUUUUAGGUGGGAUUGGAAGGGGGAAGGAGAAGAAGGGGAAGAAGGGUUUAAGGAUUGGGAGCCGAUUCGAGCUUUAAAGACUAAAUUGAAAGAUUUUGAGGUGAAGAAAUCGCCUGAUGAGAUUUUUGGCGCCUGGAAGAACAGUGAGCUGGUUGAGAAAUUCAAAGCUAGUUUGAAAGCAUUUCGGUGGGAUUCCCUGGAUUCAAAGGAAGUACCACCGUUGGAUGUACCUGAACUCCUGGCAUAUUUUGUUAGGCAGUCUGAACCCUUUUUGGAUCAACUUGGCGUUAGAAAAGAUUUAUGUGACAAGAUAGUGGAGAAUUUGUGUAGUAAACGUAAGAAUCAGCUUCUUUUGCACCCCGUUUCAGGUGGAGAAUCUUCUAUGGUUGAGGGUGAUAACAUCAAUGAUGAACUUGAUUUAAGGAUAGCCAGUGUCCUUCAGAGUACUGGUCAUCACUAUGAAGGUGGAUUUUGGUCAGACUUAAUGAAGCAGAAUCCAUCUGAAAAGAAAAGACAUGUUGCUAUUGUUACCACUGCUAGCCUUCCUUGGAUGACGGGAACAGCAGUAAAUCCGUUGUUUCGUGCUGCUUAUUUAGCUAAAUCUGCAAAGCAGAAGGUUACUCUUUUGGUUCCAUGGCUUUGCAAGUCUGACCAAGAGCUAGUUUACCCAAACAAGCUUACAUUCAAUUCACCAGAAGAACAGGAGGAUUAUAUACGAAAUUGGCUGGAGGAAAGGAUUGGUUUCAAGGCUGAUUUCAAAAUAUCAUUUUACCCUGGAAAGUUUUCCAAAGAAAGGCGGAGCAUACUUCCAGCUGGCGAUACUUCUCAGUUCAUAUCUUCAAAGGAAGCUGACAUUGCUAUCCUUGAAGAACCAGAGCAUUUGAACUGGUAUCAUCAUGGUAACCGGUGGACUGAUAAAUUCAAUCAUGUCGUUGGUGUCGUGCACACCAAUUAUCUGGAAUAUAUAAAGAGAGAGAAGAAUGGUGCUAUACAAGCUUUCUUUGUGAAGCAUAUUAAUAAUAUUGUGGCAAGAGCGCAUUGUCACAAGGUUCUUCGGCUUUCUGCUGCCACCCAGGAUCUGCCCAAGUCUAUUAUAUGUAAUGUCCAUGGUGUUAAUCCAAAGUUUCUGGAAAUUGGAGAGAAGUUGGCUUCUGAAAGAGCCGCUGGUCAGCAAGCCUUUCCCAAGGGAGCAUAUUUUUUGGGCAAGAUGGUUUGGGCAAAGGGAUACCGAGAACUAAUAGAUCUAUUUUCAAAGCACAAAAAUGAGCUUGGCAGCCUGAAUUUGGAUGUUUUUGGUAAUGGUGAGGAUGCACAUGAGGUCCAGAAUACUGCAAAAAAAUUGAAUCUGAGCCUCAACUUCCAAAAGGGAAGAGACCAUGCUGAUGAUUCCCUGCACAGAUACAAAGUUUUCAUAAACCCUAGUGUCAGUGAUGUCCUUUGCACCGCUACUGCUGAAGCACUUGCAAUGGGAAAGAUUGUAGUUUGUGCAGACCAUCCAUCAAAUGAGUUUUUCAGGUCAUUCCCAAACUGUUUGACAUAUCAGACAUCUGAAGACUUUGUUACCAAGGUGAAGGAAGCAUUGGUCAAGGAGCCUGAGCCACUUACCCCAGAACAAAGAUACAAACUUUCAUGGGAAGCCGCCACUGAAAGAUUUAUGGAACAUUCUGAUCUUGAAAAAGUCCUAGGAAUGGAUCAAAGCAGCAUCAAGUCCAAUAAAAACUUCAUGUCAAAAUCAGUUUCAAUGCCCAAUUUGUCUGAUAUGGUUGAUGGAGGGCUGGCAUUGGCUCACUAUUGUUUCACUGGGAGCGAACUCUUAAGGCUUGCAACAGGAGCAAUACCUGGCUCUCGGAAUUAUGACAAGCAGCACAGCAAGGAUCUGAAUCUGUUGCCUCCACAGGUAGAAAAUCCAAUUUAUCAUUGGUGAUGAAUUUAGGCAGCUAGGGAGCGGUUCUAAUAUCUUGUGCAUAACUGUAUAGUAGGAUGUCUUGUUAGUUCUUAGAGCUCCUCUAUGGUUUGUGGGUGGCUUGUUAUAUUUACAGUUUGCCAUCCAAGCACUCUCUUAGCCUUGGGUUUUUUGUAAUAUAGGAGAAUCUGAUAAUAGUAUAUACGAAGUAUGUAUUUUUGACAGUGCUGUAAGCAAUAACAUAGAAAAUAUCCACGAAAGCUGGAAGCCUAUUAGUUUACCCUCGCAGCAUUCCUUGUUACGGAGUAUUUUGGUUGUAAUUCUUGUACAUUUCAGUUUACUAAUUAACAUAGAAAGAAAUAAUCCCCUUCAGAAUUA
Molecule: messenger RNA, 3090 nt
Organism: Chenopodium quinoa (quinoa)
Lineage: Eukaryota; Viridiplantae; Streptophyta; Magnoliopsida; Caryophyllales; Amaranthaceae
Product: digalactosyldiacylglycerol synthase 1, chloroplastic-like
Exons: 7
Coding region: 301-2733 (810 amino acids)
Biological process (GO): galactolipid biosynthetic process
Cellular component (GO): chloroplast outer membrane
Molecular function (GO): digalactosyldiacylglycerol synthase activity
Source: RefSeq, a predicted model, not a curated record